Messenger RNA from Dendrobium catenatum, 2271 nucleotides. RefSeq lists its product as uncharacterized. Gene Ontology annotation, molecular function: zinc ion binding. Bases 1 to 2271 code for a protein of 756 amino acids. NCBI's taxonomy places the organism in Eukaryota, Viridiplantae, Streptophyta, Magnoliopsida, Asparagales, Orchidaceae. The transcript is spliced from 2 exons. The record is from RefSeq and is a predicted model, not a curated record.
AUGGAUUCCAACAAUUGGUGCCAUAUUGUAUUCAAAUAUGGAGGAUAUUGGAGCACAGUAAAGGGACAGAACAGGCUAAAAUAUGUUGGUGGUAAUCAGAGAACUUUAAAGCUUGGGAAAAAUGAUGUUAAUUUGAUUUUACUGAAAGAACGAACCGAAGCAUUAUGCUCGUGGCUACGGGGUCAUGACUAUGACCUACACUAUCACAUUAACGGAACAUCCCCUAAAAAUUACAGGCCCAUUAUAAGUGAAACUGAUGUAGUGGACAUGCUUACAUAUUCUUCUGAUUCCAACAAAAUGGAGGUUGUUGUUGUUGUGAAAGAGCUUGAAGAAGAUAUGGGUAUUACUUGUGAUAGCCAUCAUGUUGAGACGCAUGAUUUAAGUGGGAGAAAAAUGGCAAACAAUGAUGCAAUAGUUGGUGGAAUGUCUGAUGGCUUUCUUGAGACUCCAGAUUUAGAGGCUAAUUUGCUAGUUGUGGGAUCGCGUUUUGAGGAUUCAUUCAGUUUCAAACAAUGCAUUCGUUCCAACGCAAUAAUACAUAACUAUGAUAUCAAGAUAAAGGCAAGUGACAAAUCACGAGUUAUUGCUACAUGCUCAUAUCGUGGUUGUCCUUGGAGGAUAAGAGCUUCGUUAUGUUCUGAUGGUCACUCCUUUGAAGUGAAAAAAUUACAUCCUACACAUUUAUGCCCAGGGGUCAACAGAGCUGGGAACAAGCAAGCAACUACAAGCUGGGUUGCGCAAGAAAUCCAGGAUAUUGUCAAAAGAAAUCCAGAUAUUACACCAAAGGAUAUUAGUAAUAACUUGGAGAGUACUUAUGGUUUAAGUUUGCCCUACAUGAAAAUAUGGCGAUCAAGGGCACUAGCAAGAGAUCAGAUGUUUGGAUCAAUAGAUGAGAACUACAAGUUGGUUCCAAUGUUAAGGUCUGAAUUACGCAAAAGAAAUUCAGGAUCUCAUAUUACAUAUCAAUGUGACAACAACAACAAAUCAUUCAAAAGAUUCUUUGUUAGUUUUAAAGUUUGCAUUGAUGGCUUUCUCUCCGGUUGUAGAUAUUUAAUUGGUGUUGAUGCGUGCCAUUUGAAAUCAAAAUAUUUGGGUGUUCUACUUUCUGCAAAUUGUCUUGAUGGAAAUAAUGGCCUUUUCACUAUUGCAUUUGCUGUUGCUGAAUCAGAAUCAAGGAAGAGUUGGGAGUGGUUUUUAAAGAAUUUGUCUGAAGCUUUUUGUUGUGAAAUAGAACACUUGGCCUUCAUAUCUGAUAUGGAAAAAGGACUUGGUGAAGCAAUAAAGGUUAUUUUUCCAAAAGCUGAGCAUAGGGUAUGUAUGAGACACCUUUGGAAGAACAUUAAGAAAUUUUUCCGCUGCGAAGAUGGGCAAAAAUUGCAGAAAUUAGUUUGGACUGCUGCAAAUUGUUUUAGUCAGCACACUUUCAAUGCCAAUUUUGAAGAAAUUCGUAAGCUUAGUCCUGGAGUAUAUUCAUAUCUAAGUGCAUUGACAUGUAAGUGGUCUAAAUCCACUUUUUCUCAACAUAUUAAAAACUACUACAACACAAAUAAUAUGUCAGAAUCUUUUAAUUCAUGGGUGGAAGAGGCUAGGAGUAAACCAGUCGUUGAUCUAAUCGACAUGAUUAGAGGAAUGAUAAUGGAACAACGUUCCCAAAGGAAGGUGAAUUGUAGUUCUUGGAAGGGGCCACUUGUUCCUUGCAUGGAGGAAUAUCUUAGAGAUAUUACAACAACGAAAGAUCACUUUCUUAUUCGCCAAUCUACUCCGUCUAAGGCUGAGGUCGAAGGAAGGUACGAGCGGCAUGAGGUGGAUAUUGAGAACCAUAUAUGUAGUUGUGGAUUUUGGCAAGUGUCUGGACUUCCAUGCGUACAUGGUGCCGCAUUCAUUGGAUCUAAACAUUACAAUAUUUGGCACACCUACGUGGACGAUCACUACUACACAUCUAGAUAUAGAAUGGCUUAUGAAGGAGCGAUAGGAACACUACCAGGGAAGGAUCAGUGGUCGAUACUUAGUGAUGGCGAGGAUGUUGGUCCACCAAUUUCACGUAGGCCUCGUGGAAGACCGAAGAAAAGAAGAAUUAAAAACUUCUUAGAAACCACAAAGAAGACUAAAAUCAGUCAUAAGUGUGGACGUUGCAAUUCUGUUGGCCACCAUAGAAACACUUGUAAGAACCCUUUGAAUGGUGAUGGACAAGAAAAUGAUGUUGACUUUGAAAUGCCAACAGUUUCCGCUCCACGUGAAAAAUUCCCGAUUAGGCGUGCUGAUCAUUGCUAA